This is a messenger RNA of Melanotaenia boesemani (Boeseman's rainbowfish), 4787 nucleotides long. It is a transcript of the gene zbtb2b, whose product is annotated as zinc finger and BTB domain containing 2b. The record is from RefSeq and is a predicted model, not a curated record. Gene Ontology annotation, biological process: regulation of transcription by RNA polymerase II. NCBI's taxonomy places the organism in Eukaryota, Metazoa, Chordata, Actinopteri, Atheriniformes, Melanotaeniidae. Gene Ontology annotation, cellular component: nucleus. Gene Ontology annotation, molecular function: DNA-binding transcription factor activity, RNA polymerase II-specific; protein binding; RNA polymerase II cis-regulatory region sequence-specific DNA binding. Bases 479 to 2062 code for a protein of 527 amino acids. The transcript has 3 exons.
AUUCGCUUGCUGGCAUUAUUACAAUAUUUAGCUUCUCUGCGCGCUUCGGUUAACUGUAAUUGUCACGGGGAAGUUAAAAGAAACGCGUUCGUGACCAACCCCAUCCCCCUUGCGUAUCUCGCGCUGUCUUUCCCCAGUUUGUGUGUGCGUAGCGCACGCGCGCUUCCGCGUGCCUACAUGCGUGUCCGUUUUCUAGCGCUAGCAACCGAGAGAGACCCGAGGCAAGGGCAGGAGUCAUUCCACGCGCGCGCGUUUUCUGCGCUCCUUCCUUCGUGUGCUCUACAGCUUUUAUUUUCUGAUUGUGAUAUUUGGGUGCUUUUAAUUCUCGAGGCAUGUUUACCUUCCUCACACACGUCCCUCAUUCGCAGUUUGACUGUGUAUUUGACGGAGUAACCGAAAUUUACACUACGGAAGCGACUGUUCCACGUGUCUACAUCACAGCAGGGGCGGUGCUAUGUUGUUGCAAACAAGUUGAAGAAUGGAGUUGGCCAACCAUGGUCUUAUCCUGCUGCAGCAGCUUAACGCUCAGAGGGAGUUUGGCUUUCUGUGUGACUGCACCGUGGCUAUAGGAGAUGUCUUCUUCAAAGCCCACAAAGCCGUCCUUGCUGCUUUUUCCAACUACUUCAGAAUGCUCUUUAUUCAUCAAGACAGUGACUGUGUGCGUCUGAAGGCUGCUGACAUACAGCCAGACAUCUUCAGCUACCUCCUCAAUCUCAUGUACACAGGCAAGCUUGCGCCCCAGCUGAUUGACCCUGCCCGACUGGAGCAGGGGGUCAGAUUCCUGCAUGCCUACCCACUCUUGCAGGAGGCCAGCCAGUCAGUGUAUUCCCACCCUGAGCAGAGCAUCAACCUCUCCACCUCCCUCUAUGGCAUCCAGAUCUCUGACCAACAGGUGGCAUUGUCAACAAGAGUACAGACUCGUCGACAGCUCUCCUCACCGUUGGACAUGGAGCAGGUCAGCUCAGAUGGCAAGUUCCCAUCCACACCAGCUGCAACUUCAUUUGCAAAUUCCUUACCACCCAAGCCAACAUCCUCACCUCCUGAUGUAGAGGCCUCAACAAGUGGCACUAAGCCUUUGGUUGAAGACAUGGGAUUGGACUUAGUGGGUGCAGAUGGUUCCUCAGCCAGUGCCAUCCUCCAUGUAAAGCCCAGCAUAAUGAAGAGGAAUUCCUCCUUUCGGAAGCAUUACUCCUGUCAUCUCUGCCGGAGCAGAUUCACCCAGAGAAGUUUGCUGAGAGAGCACCUCCUGCAGCACACCCAGGCUCUUCAACAGCCUCCAGCUGAGCCCAACAAGACUCUCUCACCGGUUGCGAUGGGAGAACACAGUAUGUCAAUAGAGGGGCUUCUUAAAGGAAACAAGGCAGGGUCAGGUGCCUCUGUUGCAGCUACAGCUGUGGAGAUCAUCAGUGACAGCGAGCAAACUCCUGUUUCAGGCACCAACUCAGAUUCUCCCCAAGCAGAGGUGUCCACUUCCACCUGGGGGAUAGGAGGCUUAAAUUCUCAGGCAGAUACACCUCCACCUUCAGAUAUCGCAGACAUCGACAACCUUGAGAAUGCUGACUUGGACCGUGAGGUGAAGCGGAGGAAGUACGAGUGCUCCACCUGCGGGCGUAAGUUCAUUCAGAAGAGCCACUGGCGUGAACACAUGUACAUCCACACAGGUAAACCCUUCAAAUGCAGCUCUUGUGGAAAGAGCUUUUGUCGUGCCAACCAGGCUGCUCGGCACGUGUGCCUGAACCAGGGGGCUGACUCCUACACUAUGGUGGACCGACAGAGCAUGGAGCUGUGCGCUCAAGGAGAUGACAGCAGCCAGAUGGAGUCAAUGUUCUUGGGCUCUUCAAAGCCUUACAAGUGUAACAUUUGUGCAACUACUUUCUCCAGCCCUAGUGAGGUGAUCAAACACCUGUGCUUCUCCCAAGGAGGGUUAGUGGGGCUGCAGGGAAACACAGGAGCAGGCAUUCUUCUCCAGCGGGAAGAUUUUUCCAAAGAUGAAGGCUCUGAUGUGUCCAACUCCGGCACCCCAGUAGAACCAAUAAAGACUGAGGAGAUCCUUGUAGAAUAGUGCCAAAACUGUGUUUUCAUCGCUUUUAACAUGUGUUUGUUAACUAAAUUAUGUUUAAUAGGUAAGCUAAAGAUUAAAUUAGUCAGGGUAUGUUUGUUAAAGAUUCUCAGUAUACUUUUAACUUGUUUGAUCAUACAUUGCUUUGAAUAUUUUGGCCAUAGGAGUAAUGAAAGUUAUAGCCUAUAGUUAACUCUCUACACACAUAAGAAAAAUAGAAUUACAUGGACAAUUGACAGAAGGCUUCACAUCAAAUAACAUUGAGGUAAUUGUUUUAAUGCUUGUUAGAUGGGUAUUAUACUCCGACAUGUGAGACUGUACCAGACCCUUAAGAUCUAGCAUUGUGGUGCAGUUGUGCACAGUUUCUUUAGUAAUAAAAGGAAGUGAGGGUGUUACUGAAAAAAGGCAGUAUUUUGUGAGUUUGGUUGUCUGAAGAUCUGUUGAGGCAAAGAACUAACAAUUCCUCCAGAUCUACAGGGUACACUUGUUUUAACAUGGGCAUAAAUGAGAAGCUGAUUCUCCAGAACAGGUAUAUAAAUAAAUUUGCAGCUAAAAAGCACUCAGACCUGAGACAUUCUGAGUGGAUUCUCAGUAUGCAUCAAAGUACUUUUGUCUUCCAUUUGUCUUUUUCUAGUGGUUUUGACUGAGCAAAACGAAUACCAUGGCAUGAAAUAUAAUGUCCAGUAACUGCAGCUUUCUGAGCAGAAUUGUAGUUAUUUUAAUCUUUUUAUGUGUGUGUGUGUAGCGUGUGUGACUGUCUCUUUCCUGUCACACCAUAUUACAGCACAGUUGCGCCACAUGACAAGUGAUCUGGCCACUCAGAGUUGGUCAUAAGGAACAAAAGUGUGUAUUUUCUACAGUUGUGCCACUUUAAUUCAACUUUGUUUUCCCCAUUGCUUGUGCAUGUUAUGUAUUAUAAAACUCUUCGAUUUCUUAAAAGCCACAUGAUCCUUCCAGACACACACUGCUUGAUAAGAGGCUAUCCUGUAGAAGAUUGUAAAUCACCCCUUUUAUAAUUUGCUUAAUUUUACUCCUCAAAUCCCUUAAUGUUUGUUAGUUUUUCUAAUUGUAUACACAAUGCUAUAUUCAUAAAAAUACAUUAUAUUUCAAUGUACAAAUAGUUGAUUGAUAGGUUUGAAUAUAGGCAUUCAUUUGGUCUAGAUUAUUUUAUGUUUUAGGAAUGGGGAAAUUAUUUUCUUAAACUUAAUCAAGUAAUAGACUAUGGUGAAAAAGGGUGCUGUUUUAAUUUUUUUUUCUUGCCAAAUUUGUGCUGUCUCAUAAACUUCAUAUUCAUUUUGUGCAAAGGGAAACUUUACCUGUAUUUUAAGGAUCUUACUACAGUGGUAUAUUAAGUCUGCCCAUACCAGUGUAGUAGAGCCAAAAGUUGUCUUUUUAUAUAGAAAACAUUGACAUUCUGACUACUUUGCCUGUUGUUUUGGACAGUGUGCCACAUCAAGAGUUGAUACUGACUAAAAUGGCUGGAUUAAAUAUUUGUGUUUUAUAGGGAUAUAAAAAGUGCUUUUUAAUUUAACCUGAAAUCAACUAUUUUGGAUAACAGAACACUUUCUGCUGUAUGUACUACUGAUGUCUGGAAGUCAUGAGACAUCUUAAAACACACGUUAAAUAAAUGUGAAACUCGGAAAGUGCUUACCUCUUAAAUGAUUUGUCAUUAUGUAGCGAUGGCUCCAGUGGCAUAAUUAGAAUGGUAAACAUACCAGCAGACAUCUGCUCUGUUUAUUCUUUUAUUAUUAUUGUUAUUAUUAUUAAGGUGAAGCCACUGCAGGGUGGCAGUGUAAAUCUGUUAGGACAAGCUUGUUCCUUAAAAAUGAAAAUUAACUUUGUUGUUUAAUUGCUACAGUUUUGCCUUAGAACUUUCCUUUCAUUGAGUCCCUUUUUUUCUUUCUCCUUUACACCAAAAAUUCUUAAUAUCUGUGGGACAAGCAAUAAAAUUUGACAACACAUUUAUUUAAAAGCUUUUUUUCUGUGCAUUUUCAGAAAGUGAUUUUAAGCAUAUUCAUUGUUAGCUUUUUUGGCCUACUUCCAUAAUGAAGAAAUAUUGUUACUUAGCCACCUUGAUCUAAGAAAAUGUUUAAUUUCACAUUGUAAGUUUGUGUUAAAAUUGCUUUAGGAUUAUAAGUCCCAUUGAGGUUUUAUUUUUUUUUAUAUGCAGUUACUCUUAUAUUUUACCAGAUGGCGCUGUUUCCCUAUUGUCUGCUCAGAUCAAGUGAAAUAUAAAGCAGUUGAUUUUGAACAGUGACUGAUUGCCAAUUAUGUGAAUUACAUUAUAUUGCAUAAAGAACAGACACCUGUAAAUAUAUGCAAUUGCAAUACUUUUAUGUUUUUCCUUGAGCAAAGUCCUGCCUACUGACUCUUAUCUCUCUGGGCUUAACUGGUUAAUAGAAAUAUGCACAAAUUUUUGAAAACCCUUCCACAGAUUAAGCUGAUAUUAUUCUUCACGAUCAUCUUGUAACUUAAUUGCUGUUUGUGCUUUAUAAACAGCCAUAUAUCUCAGGAAGAUGAGAACUUUGACAUUAUCUGUUGGUUUCCAAAAAUAAUCAUUUAUGGAAUUGUUAGGACCCCAGAACAUGAAACGUGUACACGAUGUUUCCCCAUCUGCCAUCUACUGUGACUGAUGUGUGUUCUCAGGAAUGUGAUUAUUUUUUUUUUUUUUCAGUAUAAACAUUUAUUUGGCAGUGAAGAAAGAAUAAAAACAUGUUUUUACAAAAGA